Messenger RNA from Ostrea edulis (European flat oyster), 5592 nucleotides. RefSeq lists its product as uncharacterized. The coding region runs from base 4808 to 5257 and encodes 149 amino acids. The transcript is spliced from 3 exons. NCBI's taxonomy places the organism in Eukaryota, Metazoa, Mollusca, Bivalvia, Ostreida, Ostreidae. The record is from RefSeq and is a predicted model, not a curated record.
UCAGAAAGAGACCAAAAAUAAAUAAUAAUAAUAAUAAAACAACAACCAACGUUUAACAAUUUAUUGUGCAGAAUGUGACUGUGUGCGACUUUCAUCAGAUUCUCCUAAUAUUAGCACAGCUCAAAUCACUAGGAAGUACAUGUAUUUCAAAAGAUCAACCAAGGCUUUAGGACCAUAGCGGUGGCCACAAUAUAAUUUAACAAUUACACUGUUACAAGAGUGAGGAAUUCAGGCAAUACUAGCUGUCGUUUUGAUGUCGAAAUUUUUUGCUGUAAAAUUGUGAUUUACUAUUUCAAUGACAGACAGAAUAAGGCUUAUAAACAUUGGUUAUUUAUAUUUGUGUUAGAAAAUCUAUUCAGAGUCUCUGAAUGAAGCGAUAUUACGUUAUUGUCUUCCCGUACUAUAAAUGAUUUCUAUAUACUGCUAUAUAUUCCACUGAGCCGAAAUCUUUAUUUUGAUAAAAAAAAAUCUAAACUUAGUUUUGAUUAUGAUUAAAGUUACAUACAAAACUGUCAUAAUAGCACAUUUAUACAACAAAGUAAAGGUUUCAGAUUUAGAGGUAAUAUUGUUUUAAGUUCACUUUUUACGUACCAAUCUGCAUGAGAACACGUACGGAAAAUUAAUUACCGUGUUGUGCUCAAGUUCAAGGUCUUUAUUAUCCUUGAGCCAAACGAAAGCGAUCCAAAAGACUCUGGAGAUAAUCAAGACCCGUCGUUUUGAGACAUUGUAGGUAUAACAUAAAUACAGUAAUUAAAAAGAGGUCAUGUACCUGCAGGUAUUACAAAUCUAAUUAAAAUCAGAUCAUCUCUAACCGUAGUACUCCAGAGUUUCCGGGCAUAUAUCGUAAGUUCGAUCCGUCUACGUGCCAAAAAACUCAGUCGUCAUAUUUUCCCAUACAAAGUCUAUAACCUAUAAAUAUCGUCCCCCGAUUCUUAUCAAUGAUCUGUAGUAAAUAGUUAGAUCCUCCCCCGAUUCUUAUCAAUGAUCUGUAGUAAAUAGUUAGAUCCUCCCCCGAUUCUUAUAAAUGGACUGUAGUAAAUAGUUAAAUCAUUCCCCGAUUCUUAUCAACGAACUGUAGCAAAUAGUUAGAUCCUCCCCGAUUCUUAUCAAUGAACUGUAGCAAAUAGUUAGAUCGUCCCCCGAUUCUUAUCAAUACACUGUAGUAAAUAGUUAGAUCGUCCCCCGAUUCUUAUCAAUGGACUGUAGUAAAUAGUUAGAUCCUCCCCGAUUCUUAUCAAUACACUGUAGUAAAUAGUUAGACCCUCCCCGAUUCUUAUCAAUGAACUGUAAUAAAUAGUUAGAACCCCCCCCCCCCCCCCGAUUCUUAUCAAUACACUGUAGUAAAUAGUUAGAUCCUCCCCGAUUCUUAUCAAUGAACUGUAAUAAAUAGUUAGACCCCCCCCCCCCCCCCGAUUCUUAUCAAUGAACUGUAGUAAAUAGUUAGGUCCUCCCCCGAUUCUUAUCAAGGAACUGUAGUAAAUAGUUUGAUCCUCCUUGAUUCUUAUCAAUAAACUGUAGUAAAUAGUUAGAUCCUCCCCGAUUCUUAUCCAUGGAUUGUAGUGCAACACUUGUAGUUGAUGAACAUCUGUGACCUAGAUUUUUCUGGACGUUCGAUCUUUGUCGAUGUUUAUCAUUUCAGUAGAAAGAUUAAGGAACACUGAUUGCAUAACUGUAUUUUUUUCAUGAAUGUUCCAGAGAUUUCAUUUUAAACUGUAUAAAUCUACUCUGUGAAUACUAUGAUAUUGAGCUCUGGGAGACAAUUAAGACUUGUACAGUGUAAGAUUGGACACUGAGCAUUCGAGAUCAUUAGGCUAUAUAGACCUGGGUACCAGACAGGAUUUUGACAGCCGAUUUGUGAUAGUUUUGUGUGUGAACUCGACUGGGCAUUCAAAACUAUUGUAUACGUAUCGUCGGCAUUCAAGCCUAUUGUAUACCUAUCGUAAGUUAACCUACUAAUUAGUAUUUUCUUAUUGAUAUAUUUUUCUUUUGAUAAUUGUAAAUAAAAAUCGUGCUAUAUUUUUUAUUUUUAAAUUUGUGUUUGUGAUUGAAUCAAGGUAGCUCAUUACACCAAAAGUUUAUUUAAUGACUCUAUAAAAUACCUCUUCUGAAGUAUGCUUUCACUAUCAAAAGAGGGAUGCAUUCUCUCAAUUAUUCUAUACAUGAAUUUUUUGUGAUUUUUUCCGGAAUGAUAAAAAAAGUUGUUUUGUUUGUAAAUAAGAGAUUCUAAAGUCCAAAUUACGCUGUGAUUAAAUUUGGCGCAUGAUAUGAAUAUCUAAUAAAACACCCCUAAACCACUCAGAUAGACGUUGUAAUUUUUAAAUAAAAAAUAUUUAGGAAAAUUGAAAUGGCUAUUUUUUUUUUCAUCAACGGAUAAACUUUUCAAAAACAUGUCUUUUAGGAACAAACAUAUAUCGGAAAAAUAUAUUUCAAAAAGAAAUUGAAAUGAAAAGGUCAACAUUAAAAAAUAUUGCGAUUUUUCAACUUUGAACCAAACCCGAUCGGAAUUAUAAAAAUGUACUCACAGAGAACGUUGCAAUCAGAAAACUAUACAAUCCCUUGAUGUAAAAUGGUUUACAAAUUUAAUGAAUUUAUAAAGGAAAUUAAUUGCUUGAUGAAAGGUGCGUACAAUUAGCAACACUAUGUAAGUGAGAAAGUUUCCCAGUUUACUUUCGGAAGGUCGGUGGUCUCUUCCCACGUACAGUGUAUCUGGGUUCUCUCUCCACCAAUAAAAAUCUGGGCGCCACCAGAUAACUGCAAAAUUGUUGAGUGUGGCGGAAAACAUCAAUCAAUUAAUUAAUCAAUCAAUUAUUUUAGCAAUUUAUAUCAAUCUUUAUCGGAUCGGUACUUUUCUCUCUCGUUUAAUUCAAGUCUAAAAUAUAGCGAUGCAUCUGAAAUUUGGUCAUUUCAUUUCAAAACAAUUUUAAAAAAAAAAAAAAAAAUAUAUAUAUUUGUCUGGUACUGAUUGUUUUCUGAAGAUUUUAUCCGUAGAUUAAAAAAAAUAUAUUAACAUAUAAACUUUUCAAUUUUCAUCAAUAUUUUUAUUUAGACCCAUAUCGCUAUUUAUUCUGUUAUGGCUCAGAUUCCUAUUCCAUUCGUGUUUACAAAUAAUGAACAAGCCAUGCACUUGAACAGUGCGUCUUUCCUUUAUAUUCAUUGGACAAACAGCGGUAGGGGUGUAAACAACGAUGACGUAUGACAUAACCCACAGUCACAUGAUUUUAUCAAUGAAUGACCCAGUAUUUCCCAUUCUUGUGCAAUUUAGGUCACAACAACAGUGCAUUGAAAAUGUGUGGCCACUCCCACCCCGCGACGUAUGUCUGCACGAAUCUUCAGUCAUUGACACGUAGUCCUCUAAUACACUUUAAUUUAAAAACGCUUUUCAGAUCAUGGAGGAACGGCAGUCAAUUUAUACAGCUCUCUUCAUUGAUUUAACUUCAUGCAGCAUUGCAUUGUGAUAAAAUUCCGUUGCACGCAAAACAAGAUAGUAACGUUUGCAAAAUAGCAAAACAUCCUUAUUCAGUGUUUUACCGGACAUGUAUGAUAUAAAAAUCUAUAACAGGGCAUGAAGCCAGGAUGUCUGCUUCAUUGAAUGAAUAAAUCAAAAUUUCAGGGACAAAAAGCACAAUAUCUACUGAAAAUCGAUACAUGUUAUAGUUUCUUUGACAGCAAUCUCACUACGGUUCCAUUAGCAAUAUCCGUAUUUCCCAACCACUAACCGAGCACUCUCGUAAUGCAAAUUUAACGUCUUUUUGAUAUCUAAAAGAAAAGGGGAAAGAAAGCGAGUCUUCUAUCGCUAGGCGCCAGUUAUUAGAAGUGAAAAUUAAGGGCCUUAAAAAACGAAGUCCCGAGUCAGGGUGGGUGUUGGAACGAUUAAGGACCCUCACUACCAAGCCCCAGGGUGGGUGUUGGAACGAUCAAGGACCCUCACUACCAAGCCCCAGGGUGGGUGUUGGAACGAUUAAGGACCCUCACUACCAAGCCCGUAAGAGGCAUUCAUAUGCCCAGACAUCUUCGCUAGCCAAGAGUUUUCGGGAACUUGGCUAACGGAGAUGAUGCCCAAAUUUGUGGUACUGCACCAGUGAAAUGAUUGGACCUAGAACAACAAGUCUUCACAUGGAAUCACAUUGACGCAUUACACGGGUCAUUGACGCAUUACACGGGUCAUUGAUUGCGUUUCCAGGUCGAAUUGAGUAACGUAGACCAGGGGGAAUAUUUUCCAUUUAUCAGCUUAAAAAGAAAAAUAAUGAUAUAUAAUUCACUGCUCUCCAAUUACCUGUAACCUACGCUUUUUAAGUUGAACGGGAUUUCUGACUUCAUUUAUGAAACAACCCUUCUCACUUGUAGUUCGUUGCAUGCCACUGUUGUUUGUGCUGUAGCUGCUGAGACAAAGUUAACCCCGGACAUAAGAUUAUGUACCGCUGGCAGGUAUUUAAAGGUUAACCCCGGACAUAAGAUUCUGUACCGCUAGCUACGGAGAUUUUUCCGAUAACAUCGCAGAGUGCAAGACGACCAUGAAUUUGGCGUGAAUGUCAAUGGUUUCCAUCUAUCUAUCUAUUGAACAGCGAGUGCUAUAAAAUAUUCUAUAAUUAUACACCGACAGGGGGAGGGAGAGGGCGUGGCUGGUGUUACACCAGUAACCUUGACAUUGACGUGUUUGGACACAUAAAUAAACCACAAAUAACGAACAAUUCACAAACCAGCAAACGAUCCCAGGCAUUCUUCUCGUUAGUGACGUCAGAACAAGCCAGUCUUUAAAUCUACUUAGCCGCCUCGGAUGUUCCUGGUCUCAGUCUUCUUUAUAUAGAGCAUGUUACGGAGUCUGUACCACGGUGUAAGACGGGUCUAUCGACCUCUAAGCGAUCAGUUCGGAGCAUCAAAGUUUCGAGGUGUGACCGGAGUCACGGGUCAAUGCAUGCAAAGUCAACAUGCCAAAGAUCACUCCACAGAUUACACCGACUACGUCGUGAUCGAUUUCUCCGACAAAGACUACGCCGAGAAAACCAGCGACGGGGAAGAUGUUGACGGCAUCUCCUCAGUGCUGAAGGACAAACCAGAGUUCGUCUAUCUGGAGCGGAUCCAAGAACGGCACUACUGGGGCAGGAUCCGCUCCUUCAUGAGACAGUUAGGCUACGAAGGGCAUCUAGAGGACCUUCGUCAGGGGCGGGGAAAGGGCGUGUUUAUCAGGGAAGAUGUAGCACAGUUAGUUAAGCCUUACAACGGGACGGUGUACAGAUCCAGGAGACCAAACCCCUUAUAAGAAAUCAACAUUGAUUUAUAUACAGGAUAUUUAUAGUACCAGUGCGCACCGUUAUACAGGAUAUUUAUAGUACCGCGCGCACCGUUAUAUGGGAUAUUUAUAGUACCACGCGCACCGUUGUACGGCACCUACCUCAUGUAAUACAUACCUCUGUCACGGCUGGAGAUGAUGGUAGUUUUUCCAUGAGCUCGUUAUGGAUUGCAGUUUCCCCCCUGACAUGAUGUCAAAGUUGAACAGGAGAAUUGUCUGAGAUAGAGGUGUUUAUCAUUUUUUUUAAAAUUAUUAUUUACGGGUUCUGUAUAUUUUGAAAAUAAAUUCUUAUCAAAUGACAAAAA